CUGAAGGAAGCAUUGUCGUAAAGAAUGCAACGUUUAGCUGGGCCAGAAAUGAUCCUCCUUUACUGAACAGCAUUGAUUUCACUGUUCCUGAAGGCUCCCUGGUAGCUGUUGUUGGUCAAGUUGGCUGUGGAAAGUCUUCAUUGCUGUCUGCAUUACUGGGGGAGAUGGACAAAAAGGAAGGCUACGUGGUUGUCAAGGGUUCGGUAGCCUAUGUUCCUCAGCAAGCCUGGGUCCAAAAUGCAACUCUGGAAGACAACAUUAUCUUUGGAAGGGAGAUGAAUGAGAGCCGGUACAAGCGUGUGAUUGAGGCUUGUGCGCUGCUGCCUGAUAUAGAGGUUCUUCCUACGGGAGACAAAACAGAAAUAGGAGAAAAGGGUGUGAAUUUGUCUGGAGGACAGAAACAGCGAGUCAGUCUUGCUCGGGCGGUUUACUGUAAUGCAGAUGUCUAUUUAUUUGACGAUCCUUUAUCAGCUGUUGAUGCUCAUGUUGGAAAACAUAUUUUUGAAAAAGUUAUUGGACCGAAAGGAAUCCUGAAAAAUAAAACACGGGUUUUGGUAACCCAUGCAAUCAACUAUCUGCCUCAAAUGGAUACAAUUCUGGUAAUGACUGAUGGAGAAAUCUCUGAGAUGGGCUCCUACCAGGAGCUGUUGAAGCAAGAUGGGGCUUUUGCUGAGUUUCUUCGUACAUAUGCUAAUGCUGAACAAAGCAUGGAGAAUGGCGAUACAAAUAGUCCAUCUGGAAAGGAAGGAAAGCCUAUAGAAAAUGGAGUCCUUGUGAAUGAAGCCCCUGGGAAGUUGAUGCAUAGGCAACUCAGUAACUCCUCAACAUACAGCAGAGACACUGGGAAGUCACAGCACCAGAGCAGCACAGCAGAGCUGCAGAAGCCGCUUGCUGAAAAGAAUUCCUGGAAGCUGACAGAGGCCGACACAGCAAAGACUGGGAGGGUAAAGGCAACAGUGUACUGGGACUACAUGAAAGCAAUUGGACUCUUUAUCUCUUUCUUGAGCAUUUUCCUCUUUAUGUGUAAUCAUAUAGCCUCCCUGGCUUCCAACUACUGGCUAAGUUUAUGGACAGAUGAUCCUGUUAUCAACGGGACACAGCAGUACACAAAUGUCAGACUGGGAGUGUAUGGAGCACUGGGAAUUUCUCAAGGUAUUGCGGUGUUUGGCUACUCGAUGGUUGUGUCAAUAGGGGGAAUAUUUGCUUCACGACACCUGCACCUUAACCUGCUGCACAAUGUCCUCAGGUCUCCAAUGAGUUUCUUUGAACGUACACCCAGUGGAAAUCUGGUGAACCGUUUCUCUAAGGAGAUAGAUACUAUUGACUCCACCAUUCCACCAAUCAUCAAAAUGUUCAUGGGCUCGACAUUUAAUGUGAUUGGCGCUUGUAUCAUCAUUCUGCUGGCCACACCUAUAGCUGCCGUCAUUAUUCCACCUCUGGGACUGGUCUACUUGUUUGUGCAGAGAUUUUAUGUGGCCACUUCUCGCCAGCUCAAACGCCUUGAGUCUGUCAGUCGUUCUCCUGUGUAUUCUCACUUCAAUGAGACCCUCCUGGGAGUCAGUGUCAUUCGAGCCUUUGAGGAGCAGAAACGUUUCAUAAAGCAGAACGACAUGAAAGUGGAUCAAAAUCAGAAAGCUUAUUAUCCAAGCAUAGUUGCAAACAGGUGGCUGGCUGUCCGUCUGGAGUAUGUGGGGAACUGUAUUGUCCUCUUCGCAGCAUUGUUUGCGGUGAUUGCACGCAACAAGCUCAGCGCAGGACUGGUUGGCCUCUCCGUGUCCUACUCACUGCAGAUUACAGCGUACUUGAACUGGCUAGUUCGCAUGUCAUCAGAGCUGGAAACCAACAUUGUUGCUGUUGAAAGAGUCAAAGAAUAUGCUGAAAUGGAGAAGGAGGCUGAAUGGAGUAUUGAGCAAACUGCCCCAGCGAGUACCUGGCCCGAGGAAGGAAAGGUUGAGUUUCGAGGCUAUGGUCUACGUUACCGGGAAGACUUGGAUUUAGUUCUGAAAAACAUAAAUAUUACCAUAAAUGGGGGUGAGAAG
This is a messenger RNA of Pelecanus crispus (Dalmatian pelican), 2039 nucleotides long. The record is from RefSeq and is a predicted model, not a curated record. NCBI's taxonomy places the organism in Eukaryota, Metazoa, Chordata, Aves, Pelecaniformes, Pelecanidae.